Molecule: messenger RNA, 2697 nt
Organism: Saccharomyces paradoxus
Lineage: Eukaryota; Fungi; Ascomycota; Saccharomycetes; Saccharomycetales; Saccharomycetaceae
Gene: SOV1
Product: Sov1p
Exons: 1
Coding region: 1-2697 (898 amino acids)
Source: RefSeq, a predicted model, not a curated record
AUGCUCAAAUACAAUCGCUUACUUUGCAACAGCGCUUUGAUAGCAAAGUCUCAGAUACGUUUUUAUAGAUUGAAGCGAGCGCCAUUGGACCACAUCUCCCAUAUACCUGAAGUUCUUAAUAAGACUACCAUAAAGCCAGAUGAACCAGAAAAAUGCCUCGUUAUGAAAGGAGAAACACCAGAGGUGGUUGAAAAUGACCUUCUUAGUAGUAAGAAAUUUCAAGAGAUUAAUGCGCUUGAUGCUACCCAAGAAACGUUCAUUCAAUACCUGAAAUUUUGCAAUGGAAAUACUUUCAAAAGAAGCAAUAAGAAUCUAAACAAUUUGAAGAAAACUUUAGAAAGCAGGGAAUCCAAUAGUAUUACAAAAAUUAGUGCGGUUUUCAACUAUCUGUUAGAAGAGUGUGACUUAGAAAUAAAAAGGUUGAACACAACUGGCCUACGUCAAGUUUGCGAUGAAGAGGAAAGAAAUGAAGAUGACUUAGAGCAAUCCAUAAUGAACGAUAUUUUCCAAUCAGCAGAGGAACAAUUAGGAGAUCAGGAGGCUCGCAGAUCCUUAAAAAAUACGUCAUUUCUUCUCGACAUUUUGAAAAGCUUUAAUGAGCGGUUUAAUGGAGUGAUCCAACCAAAAGAGUCAAUAGUAGAAAUGAUCACAUUCAGUCAACUUGCUCAAGCCUUUGAAGUUGUCAAAUUAAUACCGGUGGAAGGAAAGAAGCAAAAAGGUAUUUACUUGGUUGGAAAUUUACUUUAUGGCACAGGGAGAGUUCGUUUAGAUCCUAUAAAUGAGUCAUUCUACAUUGAAUCUCUACUGAUUUUUGGAAACUACAAGGCAGCAUACAAUUUAUUUAUUACUAAUAAAGACAAAGUAAACGAGCGCUGGUGGAAUGAACUAGGUUUAAUGAUCACAUUAAGAUCUAACCAUUUGAGAAAUUUCAGAAAACUUUUAGCCGAGACAGAUGUUAAGUUCCCGACAAAGUAUUCUUAUUUAAGCCCAAGAGUUGUUAAAUUGGGUAUACGAAAGUAUCUGUCGAUUGGCAAUGUUACUGAGGCUAAUGUGCUGACUGACCGAUUUAUCAAAUUAGUGGCAGAAGUUGGAAUAAUUAGAAUGAAAGAUAAGCAGGGGGGAUCUCCAAUGGGAGUUAAAAAUUUUCAGAAUGAGGAACAUGCUACUGAAUUUCUGAAUGAAGCAGAAAUACCAUCGGACUACGACUAUAUAAGCAUUGUUGAUUUCCAUCUUUUUAAGAAAAACAUUCCCAUGGCGGCGCAACUUAUCAGUAGGUACAUGGAAAUACCUGGAACGACGCAAGAAGAUGCUGCAUUUCUAAUUUUGAAAACCAAACUGAAUAUGUUAAAAGAUUUUGAAAAGCUACGCAACAUUUUUGCUCAAAGCAAAGAUUACGUCGUGCCAACGAAUAACAUCAGAAUGUUGAAAAAGGCAUUUGAGAGCGUUAUUAUUAAGUAUAACACAGAUGCUCCAAUAUAUAAUGACUUGCUGUUUGAAAACGUUUCGGCCUUAACAAAAAGUGUUGUAUUAACUGAUUUUGUGGAAGAGUUUAUUGCUCAACAGGCUUCUGGACAAUGGAUGAAACUAAACAGUGUGUCACGUUCUAAAAAGUUUAAUGGAUUGUUGAACAUACUUCUGGGUAUAGGUGAAGAAGAAAAAGCAUAUAAUGUCUUGAAGAAGCUAGAAGAAGCCUCCCACAAAUCAAAAAAGAACCCAGAUUUACUUUAUAAUCAAUUUUAUUCCGAAGUUAAUGCGUAUCAUUACGCUAAAUUUGUUGAAUUUUAUAGUCUUCAAAUUCAAAAUAUGAAGGCACGAAACACACCCUCAUUUAGCAAAAAGGAAUGUAAGCAGAAAGUGAAGUCACUUUUAAAAAGGAUGCAGCAGUCAGAGAUUACUCCGAAUGCUGUUUUUUUGAGAGAAAUACUUAACUUUUAUGAUAGCAUAUAUGACUUUAAUUCAAGUUUUGAGAUUAUCAACCCGUUACUUGAGACCAAACAACAGGUGAGCUCUGAAUCUUCACUAUCAACUUCAGAUCCUUCCCAAUUUUAUAACCGCCGUAUCAUAACAAAACCGUUGUACCACAAGAUUUGGUCGGUGUAUUGCCACUACUAUCAUGUUUUACAAAAUAAUUCUAAGAUAUUAUCAAAAAAAUCGUCCAUUGUAAAGAAACUGAUAAAAAGGCAGAUAAAAACACAUCCAACUUGUCACCCAAGAGUAUUGUUUCGAAUGACGACAAACAAUGGUGAAAUUUUACCAGACAGGGCCUUUUCUAAAUUAAUUGUUUCCACGUUUAUAAAAAGCGGAGAAUUAGAGGCAGUUCCUGCCGUAUUAACAUUUCUAACGAAAAAGUUUGAUUUGGAUAUUGAUUACGAUAUGAGUAUGUAUAUUUUAAAGGGUUUGAAGAGACAAUAUUUACGAGAUAUUAGUAACAUCAGUAAAGAUGCUUGUGAUUACAAGAUGCGGAAGAUGGAGUUAAUGAAUAAUGAGUUGAUUUUAAAAAGGAUCCCACAGGAUACAGAUCAAAAGAGGAUACUAUCUCAUUUGAUCAGGGAAAUUUUGAUCUUCAUAAAGUGGAAAGAAAGAAGCGCUUAUUCUAGUUUCCUGAUGGUAAAAGAUGCCUUUGGAGAAUUAGGGACAGAGUCUACUUUGCCCGAGGAAUUAAUAGAAGAAGUAAAUAAAUUGAAGAUAAAAGCGUGA